Molecule: messenger RNA, 690 nt
Organism: Lingula anatina
Lineage: Eukaryota; Metazoa; Brachiopoda; Lingulata; Lingulida; Lingulidae
Source: RefSeq, a predicted model, not a curated record
AUGGACCCGACAUUGAUGGCAUUUUUGAAAGGGAAUCUCACCCGACUGAUCAGGUCCCAGAUAAAUUUGUACACUGUGACACAGAGCAGUUACCAAACUUACGUGAACCAGCCACGAGUUGCACCUUAUACAAAUAUCGACCCCAAAACUGCGGAUCCUGGCAAAUUAGGAGGCUGGUACUUUCCUAGGGACACGUGUGCCAAGCUCUUCAUUCAAACACAGACAAAAUACUUGGAAGGAGAAGUGAAAGCUCUUGCGGUGGCUUUGAACAGUUUUCACCAUGAUCUUACCGCUUACAAGUUAGUUCUCGGCAAUGUGUCUAUGCUGGAGUAUCGUCGACUGUGUAACUCCAAAUCUGGCUGUCCCACCGACAACUACCAGUGUGGCACAAUCAAUGACGACAACAGCUUUUACUGCACCAGUCUUGGUGACGUCAUGAAAAGUGUGAACGAUUCCAUGUUUUUUCUUCGAAGAACGCUGUCCAACUUUAACACAGAAAUCGCCGGUAACCACUCCCUCGCACUUCAGGUGAAGUUUGUCAGACCACAAAAGCUAUCAGACUUUGUCACUUCAGUCUAUACUCAACUGGCACUAUAUAACCUUCAAGAAAUUACGGAAGAAUUUAAAGACUGCAUGUUAGCAUUUUUCCAUGUUUUUUCGGUCAACAACUCAGACAUUUCUCUAUUUUAA